AUGUUUCACUUCGGUGUUAGAGGCCGCCUUGUGGCGAUGUCGGCAGUCUCGGCCGCUGCCCCGCUCAAUAUCACGGCGCGCCGUCUGCUCUCCUCUUCCGGCAAUGCGUCGUCAUCAUCAGCGGCUUCGGUGACUGGCACAAGUAUGUCCCCAGCAGGCACCACACGCGCACCUCCCUCUUCCUCAUCCACGUUCACUUCAGCAGGACGGCACAAAGGCGUCAAGUCAAUGUCGUCGCCGCCGGCAACAUCAGCAGCAGUAGGCAGCAUCCACAAGUUCAGCGACGACAAGACAGAGGCCUCCGCGUACGUGUGCGACGCUGACAACGUUCCUUCGUACUCCACUGCUUCGCACAUGAGCUACCUCAUGCUGCACAGCCGCCGACUCUGGCUGCCCCUAGUGCUCUACGCCUGCUACUACGCACUGUCGGCGUACCUCAACCCAGUGCAGGCGGGUCUGUACGCGACGGCCAGCGCUGUGGCACAGCGACUAAGCGUGCACGGCCGCAGAAACAAAGUUCACAAGGACAUGACCGGCUACACAUGCGUCGUGACAGGCGGCACGAGCGGCAUCGGCCUCUACACAGCGAUGCAGCUGCUGGACAUGGGCGCCCACGUCAUCAUCGCUGCGCCUUCUGGAAAGGAGGAGGAGACGAUGGAUUUCCUACAGCGAAACUGCCGCGUUGCUGCGCCGGCUGCAACCGCGACAGUCGCGUCCUCCUCCGCUUCUCCUGGAUGUGAGCCUCUCGAGAACCGUGUCACCUUCAUCUCCAUGGACUACAUGGACCAGCUGGAGGUGAUGGCAGCUGCUGCGCGCAUCAAGGCCCUCGCGCACGACCGCAUCGACCUCCUCGUGAACUGCGCGGGUGUGUGGAAGGAGGAGCCGACCGUGACGAAGCAGAAGUUUGAGGAACACAUCGGCGUCAACUUCCUCGGGCCGUUCCACUUCACCGAGGCGUUGCUCCCGUCCCUGCGCAAGUCAUCGCAUAGGUGCGGUCGCAUUGUGUACGUCACGUGCGCCUCACACAACGGCGUCUCCAGGGGGAACGUGGUGCGUGAGCGCAUGAUGUUGCUGCCCGGCCCGAACGAGUCGCAGAUCACCGCGCGUUGCUACAGUGCGUCGAAGCUCGGCAACAUUUACCAUGCUCAGUCCAUUGCGAACCGCCGCUAUGAAGGCAUCCCGCUGAACCGCCAGAGCGAUCUGCACCCCGUCGAUGUAUGCUGCGCCGACCCGGGCUUCUGCUUCACCUCACUGCAGCAAGCAAACGUGAACCCGUUUCUCGGCAACAACAUCGUCGCCCGCACGCUGCGGUCUCUGUGGAUCAAGGAUGCGUACGAGGGAAGCCAAACAGUCGUGAACUGCUGCGUGCGCGACACGAUCGAGAACGGCGGCUACUACGCCGAGUGUGCGCUGAUGCCAAGUGGGCUCAGCAAGCGCGCGCAAGACCCAAAGAGCCGCGACGAUGUCGUGCACUGGGCUAUGGCGAAGACAAUUGCCAAGUACUACACGGUACGCCCGGAGUAA
Leishmania mexicana MHOM/GT/2001/U1103 is the source of this 1524-nucleotide messenger RNA. RefSeq names its product putative short chain dehydrogenase/reductase. The record is from RefSeq and is a predicted model, not a curated record. Bases 1 to 1524 code for a protein of 507 amino acids. The transcript has a single exon. Lineage: Eukaryota; Euglenozoa; Kinetoplastea; Trypanosomatida; Trypanosomatidae.